AUGAGGGCGGUGAUGUGUCCCCAACGAGUUUCCAUAGCGGUGUUUACCACCUUUGAUUUAAAGGCAAGCCUGCGAGGAGGCAAAACAUAAAAUACAGUUUAAUCAACGUCGGGAUAUGUGAAAAGUCGUGUUAACGUUACACACGGACGAAGAAAACGGCAAACUAUAAUGUACGUAGCUAGUUGGCUAAAGUACACUGAAGUUGAAGACGUUAAAUUGUAGCAUUCAGCGUUUCUCUGAACCUCAAUGGAGGCAGGAAGAGUCAACAGAAGGAUCCGUGUUUACGACCGCCGCUCUGAGAACGAGCAGCAAGUUACGGGGAAAUUGCUGGAAACAAGCGGUUUGGACUUCAAUGGCUUUCUUAAAAUUCUGCACCGGAAAUUUGCAAUCCGUUCACAUGAAACAUUUGUGUUGGUCACAACGGACCGAACAGUCCUGGAUUUUGACAACUUUGAGAAGCUUCAGGAUGACAGCACCCUCCACUUGUUGCAACGGGAGGACCAAGCUCUGGCAUUGGCAACAGAGGAGUCCAUCACGUUUAAGCCUCAUUAUAAUACGUUGAUCCGGAGUGGCAUGUAUGAGUACUAUGCUAGUGCAGGCCAGAAACCAUUGCCAUACACACUUGCUGAGCUGAUCGACAACUCUAUUUCAGCCACAGCUAAAAACACAGGAGUGAGGAUGAUAGAAAUAAGGCUGAUGUUUGAUGAAAGUCUUGGGAAACCUGCAGUGAUUGUCUUAGAUAAUGGGUGCGGGAUGACCUCUAAACAGCUCAAUAACUGGGCAGUGUACAAACUCUCUAAAUUUUUCAGGGACAACGGCACAUUUGGAAGUAAGCAAGAGGGGUAUGUCCGGCCUGAUCCUGUCCCUCGUAGUCUCAACAGUGAUAUAUCCUACUUUGGAGCUGGAGGAAAACAGGCUGCUUUCUACAUCGGAGACUCAGCCAGGAUGAUCACUAAAACAGUUGGCUCCCCAGAUGUUCAUGAGCUAGUUAUAUCCAAAGAGGACUUUGAGAGAAAAGAAAAGAACAAAGAAGAUGUUUACAGUGGGACCAUUAAAAACAGAAAGGUUGGUGACUCUUCACAUGUGACUAAAGAUGAUGAGCGCUUCCUCCGUUCCCUUAUCGCUGAGGAAUCUGCAAAGGAAAGCUUCACAGCCGUGAUCAUUAUGGGAGUCUUGCCCGACCAUAUAAGAUUUCUGAAAGACAAUUUUGCAGUGUGGACCAGACAGCUAGCUCACACAUUUCACUAUUACAUUCAUGGAGUCAAUGGAAAGAACAUGAGUAGCAGCUCUACAAAUUCAGAUCAUCUCCCUAACAUUGACAUUCAGAUCACUCUGCGGGAGAAGCCUCCCAGAUGUCCCCGUGUGAUGAAUCUUAGGGAAGUUGAGAACGACAUGCAGACUCUGUACAUAAAUACUGCUGCUGACACAUUUGAGUUUAAGGCCUACUCUGAACAAAACACUGGCACGGUGGAGGGAAUUAUUCGGUAUCAUCCCUUCCUUUAUGACAAGGAGACUUACCCUGAAGACCCUGAUGCUGACCAAGUCUCUCUUGAUGAUGACAACGACGAUAAUGAGUCUAGAGUCCUGCAUCAGGCAAGAGGGAAAAGGCCGAUAUUUAACUGUUUCUGGAAUGGACGGCUCAUACCUUACACCACAGUGUCUGAGUUUGACUGGUGUAGUCAGAGUAAAGGAGCAAAGGAGCUUGCAGAGUGUUACAAUCGGGUGUCAGGGGUGCUUUUCACUGAUGACAGAUUUACGGUCAGCACGAACAAACUCACCUUCAUAGAGCUGGAGCUGAUACUGAAGAACAAGGACACAAUCUUCACACGAAUUGUUAAUGGACAGUGUCCACAGGAAAAGAAAAGAUCUGCACCUCCCUCCCUGAUCAAGGCACAAAGAAGUAACAUUCAGAAGGAGUUUACGCAGUGGCUAAAAAACUGUCACGAGAAGUUGGACAAGCAAGUAAAGUUCAUGGGCCAUAUGGAAACCAUAACAAGAACAGAUGUGCCUGUAAAGAGAGAUCAGUAUCCCUGGGCGACAUUCUCCUCCAUCGAAUGGGACGGCAACAUUUACAAAACGGGCCAACUUGUGAAGUCUCAAAAAACACAGCCCAUUCUGUAUGGUAGAGUGGUUCGUUUUUUGCUGUAUGGAAAACAUGACGGAAAUGUCUUUGCCACAGGGGGACUGGUCGAAGUGGCUCUGGAACCCAAAGCAUGUUACGACAAAAUCAAGACCAUAGCCAUUUCCAAGAUUGACAAGAGCGCCACUGAUGAAGCCAUCCAGAAAAACAUCGACAAAGACUCCGCCAAGCUUCCAGAGAUUCUGAAAGUGGACUGGCCGGAAGGUGACCCCUGGCCACAGAAUGCUGCACGUAUGGCUGGGUCUCCGUUCGGGCCACUCCAAAUCAAAAUACUAAACAAGAAGGGAGAGUCUAUAUCCACGAUGCCACAAGUGAGCCAUGGAGCAGUGAAAAAACUGAUUAUAGAACUCAAAGUCGUUCAGCACGGUCCUAAAGCCGAUCAAGAGGUUGUCUCUUUUGUUGCCCAGCAUUCAACGACGUGGGGUUUCUGGUUCAAAAAAAUUGAGAAACUGACUGACCUAGGGAAGUAUACUCUGUACCUGAACACUAUGUUAUUUGAAAAUAAUGCUACCGUCUUUGGAGGGAAAAAGCUUCCAAGCUACAAACUCAAAUUCACCAUCAUCGAGGGUAGAGCUGAGACUUUCGUUAUCGGUGCAGUGAGCCCCUCUCUUUAUGUGGGAGUGCCAUUCAACAUUCCUCUGCUGCUGAAAGAUGGUUAUGACCACUCAGUGACGUCUCCUCCUGAUGUUAAACCUGUACUCAAAUGCAGGGGCCUGGACCUGAGUUACGACAGAGUGGACAGCAGUGGGAUCACGUUCACCAUCUUCGAUGUCAAAGCAAGAGGAAAAGUCCUCAAUUACCAACAAUCAAAGACAUAUGAGUUGAGAGUGACCAUGCCUGGCCUGAAGAAAGACACACAGACUAUCACGAUCAGUCUUCUUCCUGGUAAUCCACAUGCUCUCCAUGUGACACCAGCUGACAACCCAAUCACAGUCCAGAAUGGAAACCCUGUCACAUUUAAAGUUGAAAUUCACGAUGAGGCCGGAAACAUCACCGCUCACUCCAAACAGAUUGUUCGCUGUCAGGUCCAGGGGUUACCACUGGUGGCAACUGACUGCAGCACCACUGGAGCUGGACAGCUUGUGACAAAGCCCAUAAACCUGAAAAUGAUCAAGGGAGAACCCCAAAACCUCAAAGUUCAUUUUGAGAUGCCUAGUCAGAAGAAGAUGGCUAAGGUUGUCAGGGAGCUGAAGGUGGUGCCCAGCACAAGAGUCUCCCGCAUGGAGCUCUGCAGUGAGGAUGAUGAGAAUUUGAUGCUAAGGAACAACGAAAAGAUAGAGUGGCUGGCUGGAGGCUUGCUGGAGAACCUGUUCUAUAAGUUGUAUGAUGAGGCUGGCAGAGAGGUACCUCCCACUGCUACAAUAGCCUCCAAGAUCAAGGUUAACUGGACAGGAGAUGUAAAUCUGGAGGAUUUGCUCAAGGGCAAGCUGCCUGACUUACAGGUGCCCACGCAGGUGCAGGAAGCGCGCUUCUACCAGGUGUCCUACCAAGACCAGAGUGUGUCUGUCUCCUUCAACAUAGUGCCUCGUCCAGAUGAACCAAAACGACUGAAAGCAACUGUACUCCAAAGCACACUGAAGCUGGGUGAAAUCCUACCUGGACACAUCAACUUGGAGCUUGUGGACCAGUAUGAUAAUGCAACCAAGACGCUUACCUCCACCUGUAAGAACCAUAUGGCUGUGGAAGCUGAGGGUCUGGACAAAUCGGCUGUCGUCUUUAGAUGGCAGGGGAGCAGCAGUUCUGUUCUGGUUACGGGGGUGCGGUUCCAGUCCGGGACUCCUGGCCACAGAGAGAUGUGCUUCACCUACAAGAGUUAUGUGGAGCGCAUCAUAGUUAAAGUUGUCGCUGGGGUCCCUGCGCAGCUUAAACUAGUCAGUGGGCCAGAGAAGCCUUUGCAGGUGUUGAAUGACCAAGGCAUUGCCACACCGUUCCUCGUCCAACUGUGUGAUGAGUGGGAAAAUCCCACUACAGACCAGAGGGUGGUGGUAGAAUUGAAAUCUUCACCCCCGACAUUAAAGGUGACAACAGCUGUUACAUCACAACCCGUGAACGCAGAAGGGAAAGCCUCUUUCACUGUUAACUGUUUGAGCGGACCAAAGGGGUACUAUCAGCUGGUGUUUAAAGGUUCCCUCAACCAAAAACCCAUCCCUGGUCCAUCAGUGAAUCUCACUGUCAUCCCUGAUCCCACCAAACCUGUCAGCCUAUCAGUGGAGUAUGAAACCAAUGACAAGCUUCCUGCCGGAGGCAUCCUCCCAGUCUUCUCGGUGACCGUGGUGUCUGAUGAAGGAGGCCCGAUUACGACUUUUAAGCCCGCUGCUGUGUCCAUGUUUCUGUGGAAGGGAGGGCCAUCAGGAAAAACCCCUCCACAAACGGCCAUUGAGCUGAAGUGUAGUAAACCAAUGCAGAAUGAAAAGAAUGACCGUUUCCACUUCAGAGAUAAAGAGAUCCCAGAACAAGUUGGAAAGUACACCAUCCAGUUUUUUCUACGAAUAAACAAAACAAACGUCCUGUACAGUAAUCAGAUUGCUAUACAUGUGGUGGCCAAUCAACCUGUCAAACUGGCACCCGUCUCUCAGCCACCAACCCCAGUUGUUUCCUACAGUGAUGUCAUUGCCAACCGAACCUUGGUGAAGAAUAUGACCCUGAGGAUAACGGAUUCAUACGGAAAUCCAGCAGGACAGGACCUGGACGGGGAGGUUGUCAUUUCUAUAAAGAACUCUAGUGGAGAAGGCAACAAAAGCCUCCCUCUGUUUGAAGGCAAAGCCAACAGCUUGAAAAUAAACUUGGUAGAAGGAAAGGCCCACAUGGCUAGGCUUGCUAUCAUGGAGAACAGCCCCGGUGAGAAUGGCACUACAUACGUCCUCCUCUUCAUCCCUCAAGUGUCAAUGGUUCCCACGUCUCUGGCUCCCUUUGAGCUCCCCUUCCGUUUUUUCAAUGAUUCAGAGAACCAACGGAAAAUGUCUGAGCUGUCCAGGAAGAAAGAUGAGCUCACUACUGCUCUUGCCAAAUAUUCAGACAUUUUUUCUACAUAUAGUGAACUUCUUAGUUUGCUAACCUCUCAUCACCUGGUUGCAAGUAACAAAGAGGCUGACCUUAGAAAUGAGCUGAACAGGAGGAACGUGGAAAUAGCACAAAGUAUCCCAGAUGUUGACAGAAUCCUAAACCAGAAGAAGAUGGAAGCCAGCCAUGUGCUACGUGCACCCAGAAGAGUUUGUUCCCUCCGUGAUAACUUCGGCGGGCAGCAGGAUGUUUUGGGAAUGGUUGGCCACCUGGCAUUUGUGCAGGACGAUGAUGCUGCGAGGGUUAUCUCAUGGCAUAUCAGGGGUGACAUGGAUUGUGUCAUCACCAACACGACCGCGGCAGCAAUGAAGAUCUUUGACGACACACACGGCAGCCAGCAGGUCAUGGCCCUUGACAGUGUUUAUGUAACACCAGGCAACAGGCCGAUGCCACACAUAAGAAAUGGCCGCAUGCUCUUCAAUCCCUCUGGGAACCCAGUCCUCGCCAGAGAUCUCCUGAUCUUCCCCCGUGACCAGGAGAGCUGUAACAUUGCUUUUAAAAGCAUCCUAGCAGACACUAUUCUGAUUGAUGACCUGAACUCUGGAACCAACUACAGGAAGGCGGUGGUACAGAAUAGGAUGCAGUGUCCCACCAUCCUGACCAGGCAGGGGGACAGGAUCAGUGCCAGGGGCAAGUUUGGAGGCGCACAGAACAAAGCCCCAAUGAAUAUCACACCAUUGUUUGGAGCCCCACUCCCACAACAUUACUACACUCUUAAGGAACACAUAGACCUGAUCAGCCAGCACAGGUUAACUCUGGAGAAGAGGGAUCAGACAGCGAAGGCGCGUGACGAGCAUUUAAAAAGCAUGAAGUCGCCUGAAAUGCUACAAAAGCAUCAAGAAAUGGAGUUGAAAAAGAAACAGCUGGAGGAGAUUGAGAGACAACUUGUGUCAACCCCAGUACGACCAGUGAAACGGAGUCUUGAGAAUAGUGGCGAGCCAUCCAGCUUCAUUGCAAAGAGAACAAAGCAGAGAUCCAUAUGAGAAGUGGUCUUUAGUUCAACCUGAUAGGUUGAGCACAAAACUCUUUUUUUACCUCUUUUUUAUGUUUGAGCUAAUUAUUAAGUUGUUGUAAUUGAUUUGUGUUUAUACAGAUUUGACUUUUGUAUGUUUUAACACUUUUGUUCUAUUCAAAAUUGCUGAAAAAGUUGUGUGCAUGGCAAAAUAUAUC
This is a messenger RNA of Perca flavescens (yellow perch), 6370 nucleotides long. It is a transcript of the gene smchd1, whose product is annotated as structural maintenance of chromosomes flexible hinge domain containing 1. The coding region runs from base 247 to 6183 and encodes 1978 amino acids. The record is from RefSeq and is a predicted model, not a curated record. NCBI's taxonomy places the organism in Eukaryota, Metazoa, Chordata, Actinopteri, Perciformes, Percidae. The transcript is spliced from 48 exons. Gene Ontology annotation, biological process: chromosome organization; double-strand break repair. Gene Ontology annotation, molecular function: ATP binding; protein binding. Gene Ontology annotation, cellular component: chromosome.